Messenger RNA from Solenopsis invicta (red fire ant), 1206 nucleotides. Its product is annotated as paramyosin. NCBI's taxonomy places the organism in Eukaryota, Metazoa, Arthropoda, Insecta, Hymenoptera, Formicidae. The transcript has 4 exons. The record is from RefSeq and is a predicted model, not a curated record. Bases 221 to 1048 code for a protein of 275 amino acids.
AUGUCGCAACUCUAAUGACCGCGACUGUACAUCUACCUUUCUACUUACAUAAUGACUCGAAUACCACAUGGUAGAAACAAAUUUUGCUAUCUCUCUUGCAUUCCGGUAGCCGAACGGAUCAGUCCAUUCUCUGUACCAUUAAAGAUUCAUUUUGUCAGGGUUGAGAUACCCAGAGAACAAAUCUCCUAUAUUGUCGAAUUCACCUAACAACGAAAGAAAGAUGGAAGCGGCGGCCGAAAACGUCUCCGUUACACAGCAAUGUUACAAGUGUUUCAAUAUUCUCCGUGAAAUCGAGUUAUCGAAUCAGGAGCUAGAGCAAGAUACAGAACAAAAGAUAGAGAAUUUCAACAUUGCUCUAGAAGGUUAUCAAAAGCUUCUAAGAAAAUGCACCGCGGAAAGAUGUUUGCUGGAGUCCGAGAAUUUCCAAUUGAAGGGGGAGAUUUUUCAUAUCAAGGCCAAGUACGAGAACAAUCUGUCCAACACGCAGGAGGCUCUCAACAGUACAUAUGACAAAUUAAGCUUUUCCGAAGCGAAUACUAAAUCCCUGCAAGAUAAAAACACGGAUCUCGAAGCGAGGUAUAUGCUGGAGUCCGAGAAUUCCCGAUUGAAGCAAGAGGUCUCUAAUAUCAAGGCCAAGUACGAGAACGAACUAUUCAACAUGCAGGAGACUCUCAACGAAGCACAUAACAAAUUAAACUUUUUCGAAGCGAAUAUUAAAUCCCUGCAAGAUAGAAACAAGGAUCUCGAAGCGAGAUUGCAACAGAUGUCCUUGGAACUACAAAAUAAAGACGCAUGUAUAUACAAUACAAAGAUAUUGGAGUCGCGUUAUAGUCAUAGUUUGCAGUUGCAAGUUGAUCAGUUAAAAGUGGAGCUGGCUGAGAAAAAACACGAAUUGUCACUAUCAAAACAACUGCUGGUUGAACAAUUUAAGGAGCAAAACAAUCUUGAGAUGAAGAUUUUUAACCUCGAACAGGGAAAUCAACAAAGGGCCUGUUUAAAACCUGAUUCAGACUACACGCAGCAAGUAGAGAUGGAGAAUUAUCGAUAGCACUAUCGAUUGUUAUCGAUAAUUUUAGUUAUCAAGAGCCAUCGAUAGUUUUUUUACCAAUUAUCUGAAGUUUCUGAAGAAGAAUCAGUGGCUCUUUUCAUAAAACAAUAUUUUUAAUUACCUACAUAAGAUUAUUAUUUAGUGUUAUUUGGUAUUAU